CUCAGCAUCUCAACCUCCAGCAACUUCUCCUCGUACCGCCUCUGGUAAUUCUCUCCACUUCCCCUCUUCAACAGCCUGUUCUUCUCCUCCAGCUUCUCGUUCUUGUGCUCGAGUUUUGCAUUGCGGUCUUCCUCUUCCACGAGCAGAUCUUCCAUCCUACGGACCUCUCUGACCUGCGCAUCUAGCUGUGCACGCAUGUUUCUACACUGGUAGUGCUCGUUGACCACGCGCUGGUGUUCGGCUCGCAAGUUCUGGAGGUGCCAUUGAUCUCUCUGAGCCAUGCUGAGUUGGGUUUGCAGUGAUGAGACUUGAGAUAUGAGAGAUUGUUCUCUGGCUUCCGCUUCGUCAAGGAGGUCCUCGGCAGCUCUUUCUCUGUGAGAUGAAGUACGACGAUGGGAGGACGUUCGGCCUAGAACGAGACGUUCUCGUCCCCGGCUGUCCCUCUCAAUGUAAGGGCUUCUGUUUGACAUGUUGCUUGGUACGUUCCCUAUUUUGAUAGGUAUCCUAGUCUUUUGAAGGCAAGACCAGUAACCAGUUGAUAGUCGUGAUAAUUGGGUGUCUGCGAGAUGAUGUGCAGGAAGUAGUAUUGGAUAGGAAAGCAGGAGAAUGGAUCAAUGAGGGAGGAGAAUGUGGGUAUAUAUGUGCGGCUGCCUGAUUCUUUUUCGCGACCUUUUUCCGCGACCAUCUGAGAGGAGAGCCUUGUCCCACAUGAUGUAUCUCCCACACCAUCUCGGUGAGAAGAUUCUCACAAGGCUUAUCAUGGAGGGUUCAUAGAAAAGAGCCCUACAUGGGACAUUCCAGAAUCUACACCAACGCAGUAGUGAUAGAGUGCCGCAACCUGAUACUGUCUGAACAAAAAGAAGGGAACUUGCAUUCUCGACCCGUGCCGCAGAUGUUGUGACUGUAUAGGGCAAGUAUGCUUAUGUCUGCUCAGCUGUCCAUGGUUUCGCGGGAACUAGGAAGAGGCUCCUCCCUACGGAAACCAGCAUGGCGGGAUUAUCCUGACUUGAAUCCAAUCAUCUUCGCACUCGCCGAAGAGGAUGAUCUCGAGAUGACUGGGGAACGUCCUGGCUAUGCAACGGGUGAUGGUUCGCCAAUUGGCCUGUCAGCCUCGUGGGGUCCAACAGGCGGGGUGCACAGCCACUUGGCGCUCAGAGCUGAAUGACCACUCCUGGAUUUGGCGACCGAGAACCGUUAGAAAUGCUGAACGGAGUGUCCCAGAAGAGCUUCUCAUGUGAAAUUCUUAAAACUGUAUUCGCGUACUUGUGGCUGGGACAAAGUCAGGUGGGGUGUGGCGGUUUUGAUGUAAAUUGUGGCUUGACCAGGUCAAAGUGAACACGAUGGGAGAGAGGGGAUUAGCUAGAUGAUCCGUUGUGCAGUACGUUGAAAAUCAACAAGGCUUGAGCUGUAACAGAGUUCUUGGAAUAGGUGUUGUGAGAUUGCUAUCUCCAGGAGACGUUCGGUUGCCAAGUUUCGAGAUGUGAAAUCUUGGAUCCGAGUCUCCAGCCCAUGUCAGCAACAGCCUCAACAGUGCAGUGCAGUAGCUGCAAUAAAUAUCCCGGAAUAUUGAUAAGAGCUUGAAGCUUGACAAGCCGCUGUGAGCUACACUCGCCUUAUGCCUGUUUGUGGGUCUGGGAUUGUGGUAGCAAGCGGUGGAGCUCCUGUGGAGCAGCAGAUGACUCCGCUCAAAAACGUCCAUCCGCGACAAUGAGCCUUUCUUCGGUGCCCAGGAGUGAAGCCUUUGCUUUCGAGCUGUCUGCAAGUUGGCUCUCUGUCCUAAUGCCAUCAGUCCUCGCCGAAAAUAUAUACAAUCUUCGAACUGAUUCAAGGAGGUCGAAGUGGGCGCGUGUUGAUCAGAGGAGGGUGAGAAGAGCUCGUGUUCGAAGGGAGAUUCGAUGGUCGGGAUAGAGGUAUAUCGGGCAAGAGGAGCCUGAGCUUCUCUUUGGAGAAAGGUAGCAGGUUCCUACUUGUCUCUGGCCAUGCCUACGCUUUCUUCCCUGCUCUAGAAUGUUUGUGCUCGAAGAUUGUGCCUUCGGUCCACAACCUUCCCUUCACCUUGAUAACUUCUCCAUAGUGUCCCCCCGUUCUGUCUUCGAUGAAUGGAGGUCCUGCAGAGAAGUGGACGUUUCAUAGGAAAUCCGCCUGUGGGAGUGAUGGGUUUGCUGAUGGUGAUUUUGUCGAGCGGAAGACCGCAAGGAUUAGAGACAGCUGUGUAUCGUCGAACAUCAGCUUGCGUGUAUAAUAAUGACAUUUCAUGGAGAACUCCCAACCUUGAAGCCUGGAGCUAUGGUAGAGAACCAAUCUCCCCGCGUUGCGCGUAAGGUUACGCCCGGUCUGCUGGUUCGGGGCACAAUUUCCCGAGCAUGCUGCCUCACAGUUGGGAGCUGCCAACAUCUAACACUUAUAAACAACGUUAAUCCCACUUCUAGAACAACGAUCCCGAACGAAAAUAGCAAAGAACGUCCACAAGAUGGCCGAAGAAUCCCCCCAGUACCCCAUCAUCGACUCACACAUCCACCUCUACCCCUCCAGCGAACUCUCCACCCUCGCCUGGUGCACACCCACCAACCCCCUCCACAGCCAACACUCCCUCUCCGAAUACACCAGCGCAACCGGCUCGCCCCCUUCCCUCGAAGGCUUCAUCUUCCUCGAAACAGACCGCAAGCAUGAUCUUGCAUCUGGCGAGAAAGACGGCUCGGGCUGGGAGAUGCCCCUCAUGGAAGUCGAGUGGCUGAAGCGCAUAGCGCAGGGUACGCCGCGCGAGGGAGAGGGCCACACAGAGGAGCAGAGGAAGUUGUGUUUGGGGAUCGUGCCUUGGGCGCCGGUGCCGAGUGGGGGGGAGGUGUUGGAGAGGUAUGUGGGGGAGGUGGAGAGGUGUGCGGAGGGGAGCUUUGGGAAGGUGAAGGGGUUUAGGUAUUUGGUGCAGGAUAAGGAGAGGGGGACUAUGCUGAAGCUUGGGUUUGUGGAUGGCUUGAAGUGGUUGGGGAGGAAGGGGUAUGUGUUUGAUUUGGGUGUGGAUCAGCAUAGUGGUGGGAAGUGGCAGUUGGAGGAGGCGGUGGAGAUGAUUGAGAAGGCUCAUGAGGGUGUGUCGGAGGAGGAGAAGGUGACUUUUAUUAUAAACCAUCUCUGUAAGCCUGAUCUGUCAGUUUACAACCAAACAGACCCGGCAUUUGUAGCAUGGCGUACAGCCAUGUUCCGUCUCAGCAAAUGCAGCAAGACCUUCAUGAAACUCAGCGGCUGUUUCUCCGAAAUGCCAGAAUCGCUCAAGAAGGCACCAGUAGAUGAAGUUCUCCUUGCUCUUCAACCAUACUUGGUGGUCAUCUUAGCAACGUUUGGAUCAUUCCGCAUCAUGUUCGGCUCCGAUUGGCCGGUGUGUACUGUUGGUGUGGAUGAUGCGUGGAAGAAAUGGAGGCAGGUUGUGCAGAGAUUCUGCGACCUUGCGAGUUUGAGUCAGGAGGAUCAGAUCAUGAUUUGGAGUGGAACUGCCAUUAAGGCGUAUGGGCUCACUGAGUUGAUGUGAUGUGAUGGAUUGCUCUAGGAUGUGUCUAGAUGAUACAAUAUUGCAAAUCCUCUGGAAAGCAUGAGCUUCCAUUCUUCUCACAACCAUGAAAUGUUUAACCUUGCCCUUAAACUUAUGCACUUGUUGUCAGGCCUGAGCUCAUGCUGAGGCAUAGAUAUCCUAUGAAGUUAUUGCUAGGACUGGCUGCUCGGCUAAGCUUACAAGACACAGAAACAGCACAACCAGGACAACCAAGAGGUUGGAUUUAACAAGAAUUCUGGGCAAUGUCCAUAACCCACAUAAUUCUUUAUAGAAUUCCUUUGAGUGAAUGAAUUGGGAUUUUCGGUUCCUGUCAAUCAACGAAGGAGCUUCGAAAUUUCUGUACGCAUUGACUAUCACCGACAUCACCGACCUACCAUUCCCAGCAUUCCAACACCAAUCUUGAAAUAAUCCCAGCACAGCCUCACAAUCCAGAACAACGGUACUGGCGGGUCAUUCUCCCUCGUCAAGUGCAACUGCAAAAGCAAACUAACCAUGCUGAUAAAGCUGGCUAUCGAGAAGACGGAAAUGGAAAGAGAUGUCUCUUUCAAUAUAGCAAGACGUGGAUGUGUAAGGUGGUACAAGAAGGUUAGAGUCUGGUCCUUGGUUAGUUACGACAGAGAUGAGACGAGAGACGUACACUGGCAAUACUUAUCCACGCUGGGAGCAGAAGUCUGGGGUCUUCGGAGCCGCCAGAUAGGUAGAGAACCCAUGAUGUUAUGUAUGCAUUCAUGGAGUUUAUGGUGAGAAGUCGGACAAGAGUUGCUGGAGAAGUCAGGAAAUAUUACCAAAAGUCAAGAGUUUGUUUAC
Messenger RNA from Cadophora gregata, 4348 nucleotides. RefSeq lists its product as uncharacterized. Bases 2471 to 3520 code for a protein of 349 amino acids. Gene Ontology annotation, molecular function: hydrolase activity. The transcript has 3 exons. Lineage: Eukaryota; Fungi; Ascomycota; Leotiomycetes; Helotiales; Ploettnerulaceae. The record is from RefSeq and is a predicted model, not a curated record.